Messenger RNA from Penicillium crustosum, 609 nucleotides. Its product is annotated as peptide alpha-N-acetyltransferase complex B subunit NAT3. Bases 37 to 609 code for a protein of 190 amino acids. Gene Ontology annotation, cellular component: NatB complex. Gene Ontology annotation, molecular function: protein-N-terminal amino-acid acetyltransferase activity. The record is from RefSeq and is a predicted model, not a curated record. The transcript has 3 exons. Gene Ontology annotation, biological process: N-terminal peptidyl-methionine acetylation. Lineage: Eukaryota; Fungi; Ascomycota; Eurotiomycetes; Eurotiales; Aspergillaceae.
AUUAUCAUUUUCACAUUGACGAUAUACCAUAUCAAAAUGACUUCGAUUGAGCGCAUGUCCCCAUUGGACCUGCUAGACCUUAAUCUCACAAACCUCGACCCUCUUACUGAGAAUUAUGAUCUCGGCUUCUACUUAAACUACCUGAACAAAUGGCCUUCAUUGUUCAGCACCGUCAAGGAUCAUGAGGCCGGCAUCGUAGGUUAUAUCAUGGGCAAGCUCGAAGAGCAACACCCUGCAAUGCGCCACUCCGAGCAUUACACACCAUGGCACGGACACAUCACAGUCUUGACCGUCGCCCCAGCCUGGCGCCGUCUCGGAUUUGCCCGCAGGUUGACUGAGCAACUUGAGCGAGGAUCCGACAACAACAACGCCUGGUUUGUGGAUCUCUACGUCCGCGCCGGAAAUAAAGUUGCAUAUGACAUGUACAAAGGAAUGGGAUACUCCGUCUUCCGGCGGGUGGUUAAUUAUUAUAGCGAUGAUCCAUCGGGCAUGUCGGAGAAUGGGGAAGAUGCGUUUGAUAUGCGCAAGCCGUGCAGUCGAGAUAAGAAGCUCGAGCAUGUACGAGAAAAUGGUGAGAAUUUCCCUGUUGGGCCGGAGGAUGUGAUGUAA